Messenger RNA from Meleagris gallopavo (turkey), 1125 nucleotides. The record is from RefSeq and is a predicted model, not a curated record. NCBI's taxonomy places the organism in Eukaryota, Metazoa, Chordata, Aves, Galliformes, Phasianidae.
GGUACUGCCACUUUUACAUUACUCAGUUGCUUUAGAAUAUACUUUGUAUACAUUUUCAGGAAAGAGAAGAUGCAGCAUAUGCAGAUAUUGUUCCCAUUUGAUUUAAUGCGGCAGAGAAUUAAAUGAAAUAUAAUUGAACUUGUCUCCUAAGGUAUUGCUGAAAUCCUAAUGAACCGACCCCAUGCAAGAAAUUCUUUGGGAAAAGUAUUUGUAGAUGAACUUUUCAGUGCUCUGGAACAGCUCCGCUUUGAUGAGAAAGUUCGUGUGGUGGUGUUCAAGAGCAAAGUGAAGGGUGUGUUUUGUGCUGGUGCAGACUUAAAGGAGCGUGAAAAGAUGGAUGAUGCAGAAGUUGGACACUUUGUUAAAAGGCUGAGAAAUCUCAUGGAUGAAAUUGCUGCCCUGCCUGUACCCACAAUUGCUGCAAUAGAUGGCUACGCACUGGGCGGUGGACUAGAACUGGCGUUGGCUUGUGACCUUCGAGUUGCAGCUUCAUCAGCUAAAAUGGGUCUUAUAGAGACCACAAGAGGGCUUCUUCCAGGAGCAGGUGGAACCCAGCGCCUGCCCAGAUGUGUUGGAGUAGGUCUUGCAAAGGAACUCAUUUUCACAGGGAGACAGAUAGAUGGACAAGAAGCCUUCUCAAUGGGAUUAGUAAAUCACACCGUGCCCCAAAAUGAGGAGGGAGAUGCAGCUUACCAGAGAGCAUUAACUUUGGCUAAAGAAAUCCUUCCUCGGGCUCCAAUUGCUGUGAAAAUGGGAAAACUGGCAAUAAACAGAGGAAUAGAGGUUGAUAUUGCAUCAGGGAUGGCAAUUGAGGGGAUGUGUUACGCACAGAAUAUUCCCACAAGAGACCGUCAGGAAGGAAUGGCUGCCUUCAGGGAAAAACGACCACCUCAGUUUAUUGGCAAAUAAUGCUUCCUAGCUUCCCCCUUGUUGUCUUAAUGUUUUUUUGUUUGUUUGUUUAAGGAGGAUCUGCUAAUUUCUUAGGAUUAUUUUUAUGACUGCACUCUCUGUAUGUAGCUCCUUCUCCAUGCCUUGGACUGCAUUUCUGAAUACUCACUGGAUCAUUUUUCUCUAAGGAUUCACCAAUAAAGAUUUAGCUUUGUACGGCCCAUUGAUCUUAAAGAA